AUGUGUCUGACGUUCUACUGCGACAAGGCGAAACCAGGCAAGAAGAACAAGCAGGUCCGCACUUGCAGGAAGCACAAGCAGUGCCAUCGGCGCCACCAUAUCAACGGCGGCUGCCUUGACAGCGACGAGCCCGACCCUCCUCCUUCACCACUUCCGCCCUACCGGUACUACAACUACAGUUACGACCUGUCGUUCUACCCCGGGUACGGCAACUACGCCUACAACGACCUCCCCGCCGCCGGCCGCUUGCCGGCAGACUACUACUCGCAACCGCCCAGAGACUACUACUCGCAGCCGCCCAGAGAUCCGUACCUGAUGCACACGGCCCUGCCGCCACGAGACAUGGCAAGCGACGACGGAUUCGUGGACCACGUCUACUACCGGAAUCCUCCACCACCUCCUCCUCCCGCAGGCCAAGACGCCGGUGCUAGUGCCGGCCCGAACCGGGCGCCCGCCUCGGGGGACCCGGGCGGCGCCGACGCCACCUACAGCAGGCUGCGCGAGGGCCUCGCCGGCGUAUCUCGCCGGCAGGAGGAGCUGGAGGAGAAGAUGGAGCGGGCGCGGCGCAGGGAGCGGGAGGCGGCGCGGCGCGAGGAGGCCGAGCGGAUCCUGCAGUGCGAGGCCGCGCAGAGGGAAGGGUUCCUCUGGGGGCGGAACUAUGAGAGGGAGGUCAACGGCGGCGGCGGCGGCGGCGGCGGUAGAUAUGGGGGAUACGGCAGUUAUGGAACUACGGGCUGGGCUCAGGGCUGGUAG
Thyridium curvatum is the source of this 753-nucleotide messenger RNA. RefSeq lists its product as uncharacterized. The record is from RefSeq and is a predicted model, not a curated record. NCBI's taxonomy places the organism in Eukaryota, Fungi, Ascomycota, Sordariomycetes, Thyridiales, Thyridiaceae. The transcript has a single exon. The coding region runs from base 1 to 753 and encodes 250 amino acids.